AUGAGUGAAGAGUAUAAUGAGCUUAUGAAUAAGUAUAAGGAUUAUAUUGAUCUUACAGAUGCAAUAUAUAGGUUGAAAACGUUAGACGAAGAUAAAAUCAACGAAAUCUAUAAAAAUAUCAAGAGUCAAUUUAUCGAAAAAGGAAUCAUGACAGCACUUCAAACUUUUAAAAUGAUCGAUACUGCAAUGAAAUAUAAUAAUCGUUACUUUAAAUCAUACUUUUUAUUACUCCAAAUGUUAUCAAAAGAAUAUCACCUUAACAAGGAUAAAUUACUAAACUGGUAUCAAGGAAAAUACAAAAAAAUAAAUAUUGAAUCCAAAAAUUCAUUACUCGGAGCAAUUAUGAAUGAUGAUAUUACAAAAUUUGUUAUAUUGGCAGAAAAAGACGAUUUUGAUAUCGAUCAAGAAGUUAUUUGUAGCAUAUAUCCAUUAUGUUGUAUGACUCUACUUGAAUUAUGUUCCUACUAUGGUUCCGUUAAUUGUUUUAAAUUUUUAUUAACAAAUUUCAAAUCAAAAAUUUUAAAGCAUUGUACCCCAUGCGCAUUUUUGGGUGCAAAUCCAGAUAUAAUUAGUAAAUGCUUGGAAGAUAGAGUAGGCGAUUAUGACAUGAUGGAGUUUGCAAUAGCUUCACACAACAUUGAUUUUGUUUCUUACAUGAUGAAUGAAUGUGGUAUAGAAUUCAAAUUAAUAGAAUCUGGGAGAUUCAAUAAUCUUCAUGCAUUUUUAGUUUAUUAUGAUCAAACAAAAGAUAUUAAUGGAUGUAUGGCUGCUUCAUCUCUUUUUAACAUCCCAUCUCUUUGUGAAUAUUUCAUUUCGAAAGGAGCUGAUAUCAAUGCAAACUAUUAUAGUUUCACAGCUCUUCAUUUGGCAGCAGAAGAAGAUUGUAGCAAAGCAGCAGAAUUUCUUAUUUCAAAAGGCAUCAGUAUGGAGUUAAUAUGUCAAAGUGCAUAUACACCUCUUGAUGUAGCAGCAAAAAAUAAUAGCGUUGAAACAAUGCGAGUCCUAUUGUUACAUGGUGCUAAUGUAAAUUCAAGAACUGACUUUGACUAUGGUAGGACUGCAUUACAUUAUGCCGCAUCACAUCACAAUCAAGAGGCAUUUGACAUUCUAGUUUCAUUUGGGGCAGAUCUCAAUGUUAGAGAUGGUUUUGGCAAACUUCCACAUAUGUAUUAA
Molecule: messenger RNA, 1173 nt
Organism: Trichomonas vaginalis G3
Lineage: Eukaryota; Parabasalia; Trichomonadida; Trichomonadidae
Product: protein of unknown function (DUF3447)
Exons: 1
Coding region: 1-1173 (390 amino acids)
Molecular function (GO): protein binding
Source: RefSeq, a predicted model, not a curated record